This is a messenger RNA of Aspergillus sclerotioniger CBS 115572, 255 nucleotides long. RefSeq names its product cytochrome b5-like heme/steroid binding domain-containing protein. Gene Ontology annotation, molecular function: heme binding. Bases 1 to 255 code for a protein of 84 amino acids. The record is from RefSeq and is a predicted model, not a curated record. Gene Ontology annotation, cellular component: membrane; intracellular membrane-bounded organelle. The transcript has 2 exons. Lineage: Eukaryota; Fungi; Ascomycota; Eurotiomycetes; Eurotiales; Aspergillaceae.
AUGUCCGAAUCCUUCACCCUCGCCGACGUCGCCUCCCACAACACCCCGGACAAGGGCCUCUACAUCAUCAUCGACAACAGCGUCUACGACGUCACCAAGUUCGUGGAUGAGCAUCCUGGCGGCGCAAAGAUCCUGAAACGAGUUGCGGGUAAGGAUGCCUCGAAGCAGUUUUGGAAGUAUCAUAAUGAAGGGGUGCUGAAAAAGUACACGCCCAAGUUGAAGAUUGGGGAGGUGAAAGAGGCCGCCAAAUUGUGA